GAAGUAGAAAUGUUUAAAUGUAAAGUGUAGUACGCUAGUUUAUAGAAGAAGCUUAGAUUUAAAUUCGUUUUCUAAAGAAAUCCAUUAAAGCUUGUUUUGUGUUGAAGGACAUUCCUUCGUUAAGGUGAUCGAAUCAAAGUCUGUGUUUCUGCAAAAUGAGGAAGAGCAUUUUAAGGUAACCCACAAGCAGCAGCCCGAUGACACGUGACAGAGAAAGUGUGUGUCUCUCCAGAGGAAGUGAGUGAAGUGUGUGUGUGUCCGUCAGUGUGUGUAGCGACAGGAUGCAGCUACCACCGUUCUGCCUGAUGCUCUCCUGUCUCCAGGUGAGUCCCGACCAGUCUCAGUUCUUCAGGUAUAAUUCGUUCUCUCUGAGCUGUGAGGACCAGCUGAACGGCACCGACUGGAUGUUGAAGAGGAAAACUUUUGGAGGCGGAGUCCGGGACUGUGGCUCCGGCUGGGGGACCACAGCCUCUGGGGUGAGCUGCACCGUGGGGACCACAGCCUCGGGGGCGUGCUGCACCGUGGGGACCACCUACCACUCUGACACCGGGCUGUACUGGUGCGAGUCCGGAGACGGGAAGAGGAGCAACAACAGCGUCAACAUCACUAUCACCGAUCGCCCGGUGCUCCUGAAAUCUCCUGUCCUCCCGUUGUCAGAAGGAUCCGAGGUGACGCUGCACUGUCAGGCCGAGUAUAUUUCCUCCGACCACACUUUCGACUUCCAGAGAGACGGCCUCUUCAUCGCCAGUAGCCGCACGGGAGAGAUGACCAUCCGCGGGGUUUCCAAAUCUGACGAAGGACUCUACAGCUGCAGCAUCCCUGAGGUGGGAGAGUCUGUGGGCAGCUGGCUCACUGUGGAAGAAGGUGAUUCAUUGUGGAAUUUCCCCCAACAAGAAGAAUCUACAGGAAACGGUACAGACAGAAACGGUUCCUCUUCAGCUCCGCCUGCAGCUUCCUGCCAGGUUUCGGUUCCCCGGCUGAUGUGUCACCUGGUGGUGGGAACUCCUUUCUUGCUGUCCACCAUAUUACUGGGACUCAUUUACAGAGACAGAAACAGAGCUCGGACGACUGCACAGAGACGAGGCAGCAAAGACGUCGUCAUGGAAAUAUGAUGAAUAUGAAGCUGUCAGAUCCUGACCAACUGGGAAAAAUGGGGAAAGAAAUUCUGCUCUACUUACACCAUGAUAAUGUUUUACUGCUAGUGUUUAGUUCCUAAGGUAAACAUACAUUAUGGUUGGAAGAAGUAUUGAGAUUUCUUAACUUUGUGUAAUAUAUUGAAUAUUUGUGCCUCUUUAUAUGUCAAAAAGAUGGUUUAAUCUUUAGGGAUGCAUUAUGUCAAAGAUGUAUUACGAUUUAUUUUUAUUUUAAAUAAAUGUAGUCUAGUAAAAAGUA
This is a messenger RNA of Gymnodraco acuticeps, 1392 nucleotides long. RefSeq lists its product as uncharacterized. Bases 282 to 1112 code for a protein of 276 amino acids. The transcript has 7 exons. Lineage: Eukaryota; Metazoa; Chordata; Actinopteri; Perciformes; Bathydraconidae. Gene Ontology annotation, molecular function: transmembrane signaling receptor activity. Gene Ontology annotation, biological process: cell surface receptor signaling pathway. The record is from RefSeq and is a predicted model, not a curated record.